ACAACUCUCAGAAACUCUUCGUCGGAAUCUCCUGCUACACCAGAAAAUAGUGUGGAUAGUUCAGUUCAAGUGAAGAGAAAACGAGGAAGGCCAAAAAAGUCUGCUCAAACUAAUGAAGAGGAAACUGACAACCCAAUGACAGCAAUACAAAGUAAAACACAUAUCAAAGCUGAAACAGACAAUACUGAAAAGACAGAUGUUGAUGGAGCAUCAAAUAAAACCAAGAUAAAAUAUGGUCAGAAAAUGUCAAUGAAAGAAUCCAGUACAUCAGAUCUUGCUAGUUUUGAGGGAAAGGAAACAAGUCAUUACCCAGAUACUGGGAUUGCAAAUGGUUCUGAAAAGAAAGAGAAACGGAGAGAGGUUCAUGUAAAUUACAAAAGCUGCUCAGAUGAUGAAGGUGGAGGUUUGGUUAUUGAUGAGGGCGAAGAUGAUGCUGCUGAGAAAAAUGAAAAACUUCAGAACGCAGAUUUAAAAAAACCUGUGAGGAAAAGGUCAAAAACUGGAGACAUUACUGAGACUGAUGAAGAUGAUAGCCUUGAUAAGGAGCUUAACAGUCCCAAAAGAAAGGGCAUUCCAAAGAUUACAGACAGUGAUGAAGAUGUCCAAGAUAAUCCUAUUAUCAAGUCAUCUUCUGCAAGUAAAUGUGUUCAGGGAAAACAGCUGAAAAGAAAAUCUGCAGAUUCAAAAUUGGCAAAAGAUGAAGAGGCAGAGAAGAUUAAAGCAAUGGCAGAUGCAAUGAAAAAGAAAAUUGAAGAAAGGAAGUUGGAAUCUGAAUCUAAAAAAGCCAAAACUGUGUCUCAGGUUUGUACUGAUAGAGAUAAAAUUACAUCUGUGAAAGAUGUGCCUUCAACAGUCAAGACACAUGAUGACAAAAAUGAUUCAUCAACAUCAUAUCAAGGCACUGACAAGCCAUCCUCUAGCAACUUAUCAUCGGUUGUGCAGGAUUCAAAAAGUACUACUCAAACUCUGAAGAAUCAAACAAUGCAGCCACCGUCUAGGGAAAGCUCUUCAGCUAAUGAACCUCCAAAUAAAGAGAGCAUUUCCUGUGAACAGGUUCAGUUUGGAGUGGACAGUAUUCUUCAGUCCUCAGAAUUUCGACCAAGGGCUGAUGCGCUUAAGGGAUCUGUUAUUGAAACCCUGGCUGCCCAACAUGGUAUGUCGCACAUAGCACUUCCCAUCGAUGACAAUGUCACAUAUCAUCACUGGACCCUCGGGGAUAUCAACGCACUUAUCAGGGUCAAAUACCAUGGAUUUAUGCAGAACCAGGGACUUGUGCAUAUUGCCCCCAAAAUGGAGUACCAGCCAAUAUUUGGAUAUGAGAGAGAGACGCUGAAUGAGGUGGCAAAAAACUGGGCUUCCAUUUACGUCCGACCAAACUCUUCACUUGUAAGAUGUCGUGUGAAUGCUUUCAACUCGGAGAUUAUGAAGAUUGAGGCUGUGCAGUUUCAGGACCUUGUACCCCCUGAGUCCCUGUUCUGUCCUAAACAAGCAUUUGCGGACCUAGACAUGAUUCUGCAACAAAUCAAAAGCCUGAGUGUUGGACAGUACCUUGUUAGGAACAACCCGAAGAAAGAAACAAUGAACAUCAUGAAAGCUGUUACUGAACCAGACAGUACUAGUUAUGACCUUCACCUUGCACACACGACCUUAAUGAUGUCCAAGGUCAACAAGCCACCAGUGGUUCAGUGGUUGCCGAUAGAUACCAGGCACCUGCUGCCCCAUCAUAGGAAGUUGAACCUCAUACCUUGCACAUUCCCCCCACCCGACAUGGGGCCUGUUGAGAAAAAGAAAUUCCAGCGCAAGAAAAAAAAGAAGUCAAAGAACAAACAAAAACCAUAGUCAGGUAGUGUAAAGGUGCAUAGAAACUUCAAAAAGAACCAACCAAAAUCAUAAUCAAGUAGUGGAAAGAUGCUUAUAAACUUCAUUAGAAAAAUCUCGACAUGGUCUCUUGAUUGUUGAAAAAAAGUGAUGCAAAGAUCACUAGUGCUAGUGAUCACAUAUGCUUGAAUAAAUGUGUAAUGAAUAUAUGUUCAAUGCAAAUUGCACUAAUUAUUCAUCAAUUGUUAUGCAUUUUGUUGUUAAAUGUUAUAAUUUAAUAAAAAUUGCGUCUAUUC
Dreissena polymorpha is the source of this 2114-nucleotide messenger RNA. RefSeq names its product little elongation complex subunit 2-like. Lineage: Eukaryota; Metazoa; Mollusca; Bivalvia; Myida; Dreissenidae. Gene Ontology annotation, cellular component: transcription elongation factor complex. The transcript has 9 exons. The record is from RefSeq and is a predicted model, not a curated record. Gene Ontology annotation, biological process: snRNA transcription by RNA polymerase III; snRNA transcription by RNA polymerase II; positive regulation of transcription by RNA polymerase III. Bases 136 to 1839 code for a protein of 567 amino acids.